AUGGGCAGCAAUACAACCAUUCCCUUUGCCUACAGCGAGCUCGAGGUCGCCGUGCCGGCAUGGCUCAACAAGGGUGACAACGCCUGGCAGAUGAUGGCGGCAACGCUCGUCGGGCUGCAGAGCAUGCCGGGCCUCGUUGUCCUCUACGCCAGCAUCGUCAAGAAGAAAUGGGCGGUCAACGCCGCCUUCAUGGCCCUCUACGCCUUCGCCGCCGGCCUCAUCUUCUGGGUGCUUCUCUGCUACCGCCUUGCCUUUGGGGAGCCGUUGCUGCCAUUCUGGGGUAAGGGCGGCCCCGCCCUGACGCAGAGCUACCUCACCAACAGGGCGAGGUUGCCGUCCACCAUUAUUUACGACGGUAAUGUACUGAUUUCGCCCGCGACCGAGCCCUUCUACCCCAUGGCGACGAUGGUGCUGUUCGAGUACAUGUAUGCGGCGCUGACGGUGAUACUGCUGGCCGGGGGAGUUUUGGGGCGGAUGAACAUAAGAGCGUGGAUGGCCUUCGUCCCCCUCUGGCUCAUCUUCUCCUACACCGUCGGUGCCUACAGUCUGUGGGGUGGCGGCUUCCUCUACCAGUGGGGCGUCAUCGACUACUCCGGCGGCUACGUCAUUCACCUCGCCUCUGGCACCGCCGGCUUCACCGCCGCCUACUGGGUCGGGCCGCGGGUGAAGGGUGACCGGGAGAGGUUUCCACCGAACAAUGUGCUGCUGAUGCUUUCCGGGGCAGGGCUGCUGUGGUUGGGUUGGUGCGGCUUCAACGGCGGCGCCCCCUACGCCGCCAACAUUGUCGCAUCCCUCGCCAUCCUCAACACGAACGUCUGCGCUGCCACCAGCCUUCUGGUUUGGACAUCUUUGGACGUCGCCUUCUUCGGCAGGCCAUCGGUGAUCGGUGCUGUCCAGGGAAUGAUGACUGGCUUGGCUUGCAUUACUCCCGGAGCAGGUGUGGUGCAAGGGUGGGCAGCCAUCUUAAUGGGGAUGCUCUCUGGGAGCAUACCAUGGUUCACCAUGAUGAUUGUGCACAAGAAGUCUUCGUUGUUGCAGAAGGUGGAUGACUCCCUUGGAGUGUUUCAUACACAUGCUGUUGCCGGCUUUGUAGGUGCAAUUCUAACUGGCCUAUUGGCAGAACCAAACCUCUGUAAGAUGACGAUGCCUUGGCAGAACACUAGGGGUGCCUUCUAUGGGGGUGAAGGCCACGUUCAAAUACUGAAACAACUUGUUGCUUCAUUGUUCAUCAUCUCCUGGAACAUUGCUGCUACUACUGUUAUUCUUCUCUGCAUAAGGAUCUUCAUGCCAUUGCGCAUGCUAGACGAGCAGCUCGUGAUCGGUGACGAUGCUGUCCAUGGAGAAGAGGCAUAUGCUCUUUGGGGUGACGGAGAAAGGUUUGAUGUGACCAGACAUGAGACUUGUGAAGAUGAGGAGAGGCCGGUGCGAGCAGCUAAUGUAGCCAUUAAUGGUGCUAGAGGUGUGACCAUACAGUUGUAG
Molecule: messenger RNA, 1479 nt
Organism: Nymphaea colorata (pocket water lily)
Lineage: Eukaryota; Viridiplantae; Streptophyta; Magnoliopsida; Nymphaeales; Nymphaeaceae
Product: ammonium transporter 2-like
Exons: 3
Coding region: 1-1479 (492 amino acids)
Biological process (GO): ammonium transmembrane transport
Cellular component (GO): plasma membrane
Molecular function (GO): ammonium channel activity
Source: RefSeq, a predicted model, not a curated record